This is a messenger RNA of Sphaeramia orbicularis (orbiculate cardinalfish), 1416 nucleotides long. RefSeq lists its product as uncharacterized. Gene Ontology annotation, molecular function: transmembrane signaling receptor activity. Bases 250 to 936 code for a protein of 228 amino acids. Gene Ontology annotation, cellular component: external side of plasma membrane. Gene Ontology annotation, biological process: immune response; cell surface receptor signaling pathway. NCBI's taxonomy places the organism in Eukaryota, Metazoa, Chordata, Actinopteri, Kurtiformes, Apogonidae. The transcript is spliced from 5 exons. The record is from RefSeq and is a predicted model, not a curated record.
UGUCCUCUGACCUCUGACCUGUGUCCUCUGACCUCUGACCUGUGUCCUCUGUCCUCUUCAGGUGUCUGUGUCCUGCUGCUGUCUGGACUGACUGUUUCUUCAGUCUCUGUGGACGUCCGUCCAAGCUAUCAGCAGUUCUUCAAAGGAGACAGUUUGUCUGUGAGUUGUGCAGAUGUUCAGACAGAUGGAUGGACAGUGAAGAGGAGACAGACGGACGGAAACACUCAGACAUGUGCAGAGUUUGGACAGAUGGUCGGGUCAUCCUGUGUCCUCUCAUAUCUCGUGCCAGUGUCCAUUGGAGUUUACUGGUGUGAGACCAGUUCAGGACAGCAGAGUGAGCAGGUGUCCAUCACUGUAACAGAUGUUGGUGUAAUCUUGGACAUCCCUGCACUUCCUGUGGAGACAGGAAGUGUUUUCACUCUGCGCUGUAGAGUCAGAGGUGGUUCAACAGUGGAACCAAAAUUAUUAAAAAACGGUCGGAAAGUCACAUCUGUCCCAGUAGAAGAGUGGACCAUCUCUGUAGACCACCUGUCUGAUGCAGACCAGUACUCCUGUUAUGAUCCAGAUUUUGGUGAAUCUCCACAGAGCAGCCUGAGGGUCAAAGUUUCCACUACCACUGAUCCUAGUUCUCCAGAUCCUGGUUCUUCAGUGUCCGCCAUGUUCCUGUUCCUCCGCCUGCUGGUCAUGAGUCCGUACUGCGUCUCCACUGUCCUGAUGGUGUCGAUCUACCGUAAAAGGAACACAGGAGGAAGAGCAGCCGUCGCCAUGGAGACCAGGCAGCGGCGCGGCGCAGACAAAGAGUACGAAAACGUGGCUGCAGGCAUCGCCAUGGAGACCAGGCAGCGGCGCGUCGCCACGGAGAUGAGGCAGCGGCGCGUCGGAGACGAAGAGUAUGACGACGUGGCUGCAGGCGUCGCCAUUGAACACAACUUCUGAAGAGAUGAGUCGACUUGGACACCGUUACCGCAGCGACCGAAUCCAUCAGAUUCCAUCGAUAAUGAAUAAAAGUCUGGUCAUUGCGUCCAAACGACUAAAACUUAAAUCUUUGUUUCAUCUACGACUUUAAAUGGACUUUUUAAAGUAAAAUUGAAUCUGAAACAUGAACCAAAACCACGAAAAUGUGUUGAUUUGAUUCCAACCCAAGUCCACCGGUUUCAUCAGUAACAUUUAUUAUUGAAUACGUUCAUUAAACAUCCCAUAGAAUCAGUUGGAUUCCAAAUAGAAUUAUACUCCUUAUUGUCUUUGAUAGAAAAAUAUUUUUAUUUCUAAUUUUACACUUUUCAUUUGAAACAGAAACUGAAAAACAAUAAAUAAUGUGAUUUCCAAACUGAACAGAAUUAGUUUGUAAAUAAAUGUUUCCUAAACUCUUUCAUAUUUUUAAUCUGGUUUGAACUGUUGGUCAUGUUUUAAAUAUUA